Molecule: messenger RNA, 4411 nt
Organism: Mercenaria mercenaria
Lineage: Eukaryota; Metazoa; Mollusca; Bivalvia; Venerida; Veneridae
Product: hillarin-like
Exons: 9
Coding region: 321-3521 (1066 amino acids)
Source: RefSeq, a predicted model, not a curated record
AAACAUCAAUACAUAACUCCCCCAUUGAAUGGAAGAGUCUAAGUUUUUACCUGUUCAUUCACCUAUGAAAGGUGUAUUGUGUUGUAAUAAACGAGAAAUAAGCAAUUAUUAUUCAAAAACCGGACUUGUGGAAUUUCGUUGGUGUUUAUUUUUCAGUGGUGUGGAAUUACAGAAAAUAUACGUGUUUUAAAAUUGAAGAAAGUGGUUUUGGGAUAUAAAUAUGGUGACAGUUUGGUAAUUUCUACAUUACGGCGAAAGCGAAAAAACCGCCCAGGUAAGCAAGAUUUUAGAGUACUGCCAAUUUAGCGGAAGCAUUCAAAAUGGCGACCAUGGCAGAAACCGAUUCUAUUGAGAGAGGUUUCCGGCGCCUCUCGUCCAUUUUUAACCCGCCUGUGCUGGACGCUCAUAAGUGUCAUAGGUGCAAGAACGCAGUCUACCACGCAGAAAGGAUGGGGCCAGUCCACGAGGUCAUGUAUCAUAAACACUGCUUUAAAUGUGUCGUCUGCGACCAACAUUUGACAAUGAAAAAUUGUUUCACUAGCCAGGUGGACGCUGAAGACAGAGAAAUAUAUUGUUCCAAUCAUUACCCGCGUGUCGGUGCAGCUAAAUACGGACAGAACGCUAUUGGUAUACGUGGCCCUGUGAAAGCUCAAGAAAAUUAUAGAAAAAUGAGCAAGAAAUUAGAUAAUCAGGUUCGUAAACCCGGAACUGUUCGUAUACCUUCAUACGACGCUCAGGCAAUAGCAAUUAAAAGGAUUUUAACAUCACCAAAGGCGCAGGAAUACACGGCUGCUGUGAAUGCGCAGGCGCAGAAGAGCCUGCCUCCGGACGCCAUGGGUAUCAAGCAGCCCCUUGCAGCACAGAAACUCAGCAAAGUAUACCAACCUAACCAUCCAGGACACAUGUACCAACCAAAGUACAAGAAGAAACUUGUCGAAGCUCAGGUUCAGCUUGAACAUGUCCAUCGGGAAGAGGAAGACAAACUGCUCAAGAAUUUCCAGAUGGAGAGAGAGAAAGAGAAGAGAAAACUGACAGAUGAGUUGAACAAAGAAUGGGAGGUGAAACUGAAAGAACUCACAGAUAUGUUUGAAAAAGAUAUGUCCAAGAAAAAGAAGAAGAUGGAUGACAGAGAGAAAAAGAUGAUGACGAUACAGUUUGAAACCCAGAAGAAAGAGUUAGAGAAAUCAUUGACAGUGAAGAAAGAGAAAAAGAAGGAAUCCAUGACGUUGAGAUUGAAGCAGAAAGAACAAAAUAUGACGUCAUCACUCGUGACGAAACAGAGCGAACAGAUGUUGGAUCUUCUGGCACAGAAAAAAGAGGAACUGAGAAAAGAUCUGGAAAAGGAAUUGGAAGCUCAACCGCCCACAAUGGUUGAUCCACAGAAUGAAGAAGUUGUGAAAGAGAUUAUCGAGACAAUGGAGGUGUUAGAACAAACAAAGAAGACCGAGCUGCCUGCUCCACACCCUCCUGCCUGCAGGAAAAACGAAAUUUAUACAGAUCCUAAUGUGUUCGAUGCCCUAGAUGAUAAAGUUAUUCAGGUAGCCCAGAAUGAGCAAAUGACCUAUACUGACCUCGUACACGAACUGACGGACGGUCUGCUGACAGACUUGGAAAAGGUCAGGGCGAUAUUUCGUUGGAUCACGGUAAAAGAUUUGAACGUGAUGGACUUUAUGGAAUCCACUGACGCCGACACUCCUCUCGGUUUGCUGAGAGGUAUAAAGUACGGCACAGAGACGUACCAUGUCCUGUUUAUGAGGCUUUGCAGUUACGCCGGUCUGCACUGUGUGGAAAUCAAGGGCCAUUCAAAAAGUGUUGGAUAUGAACCAGGAAUGAAGAUUCAGCCCGAGAUGUUCCAAAAUACGUGGAACGCUGUGCUGAUUGACGGAGACUGGAGGUUGGUGCAGUGUAAUUGGGGUGCUAGGCAUUUAGUACUUAACAAAGAUCGAAAGAGAGGUGGUUCGUCUAAGAACAAAGAGAAUGGGGUUAAAGAAAACGACUCUGAUAAGAAAGAUGACAAAUCUUCAAAAGCCAAGGACAAAAUCCGUUACCAGUACGAUGAGCAUUACUUUUUGACCGACCCUGACCAGUUUAUUCAAGAAUUCUGGCCAAAAGAGAGCGAGUGGCAGUUACUUGAGGCGCCAAUUGCCCUCGAGGAGUUUGAAGCACUUCCGUUUGUCCGAUCCGUGUUCUUCCACUUUGGGAUGAGAUUUGAUCGAACCAUGCCUUCUGUAAUCGAGACAAACGAACGCGGAGGAGCAGAUAUCCGAAUUAAGAUUCCAGAAAAGUUCGAAAAUGACUUAGUAUUUUAUUAUCAAUUACGUUUCGGUGACGCGGAGCGAAGGCUAGAGGCAACGUACCGCGGAGCAGCCUUAGAGAGAUUCGUAUUUCAGACUACCUUGGAUAAUACGGCAAUGUUUAGUAUUCAUGUGCCAACGACAGGAGAAUACUACUUCGAAAUAUUUGCCAACAAAAUCGACGAAAGCAAUAAAAUUGGUGGUAGUUUGGAUGACACUAUUUCGCCGUUCAGGCUUAAAUGCGCAUGUAAAUUCAAAAUCAGGUGCAAAUCUUUGAAAGGCAAAAUGCAUCCAUUACCAGAUUGUGCUGCAGGUGAAUGGGGUCCAAAGAAAGCUGCCCGCCAUUUUGGAUUACAACCGAUCUAUAUUGACCAUUCUGACACGUCAUCUGAUACCGGAAGUACGUCAAGUAAUGAUUCACCGGAAAAUCCCAAGGCAGGAAUUUUGAAUGUGGAAGAUUCCGUUACGUUAAAGUUCCGAAUGCCGUUGCCGCUACUGUUCGUUGUAAAACUCAAAAUCAACAAUGUGGAACAAAAGCCCUUGGAUGCAUUCGUUUACCAUACAGUAGAUAAUAACAUUCUCACGGUAACAGCGACCAUGCCGCAACUUGGACAAUAUGGCCUUGACAUUUACGCCAAGCCGAAAACUUCAGAGGCCAAAACGCUCUCUCACGCCUGCAAAUACCUCCUUAACGCUGUAAAGGUCUCGAACCCCGUAGAACUGCCGAAAAUUAAUCGCUCAUUUGCGCGUAAAGGAACCGUAGGGCCUUCGUCAUCAUUUGAUGAAAUGGGAAUCCGACUGAAGUCCCACUUAGAUCCUCAAAUCACGAUGGAAGAGAAGGAUUCCGAAACUCAGAUCGAAAUCGAAGUCCCGGAAGAUAUCGAAAUUUCACAUCAUCUCCUCCGGGAACCAGAUGAAGAUUGUAAAGAAUUUGUUAAAAUGGUGAGAAACGGAACCCACGUGAAAUAUAAUGUGAAUCUCGGAAAGCACGGGAACUAUUUGUUCUGUAUCUAUGCGCGGCGUUCAAAGAGUAACGAUAGUUCAAUGGCUAAUGUUUUCAACUAUGUGAUUGCGCACAAGAAAAAGAACCCAUUAUUCGCCUCCCAGCAGAGUAAUGGCUCUGAACAGCCCCAAGUUGUGUUCGAAGAGAAGAAAUCGCAUGGUCUUCUGAGGAAAUCCAUCUUUGGGUCUAAAAAGAAAGACAAAGAUAAGGAAAAGAAAAAGUAAAUCUCAAAAAGCUGAACUUGGACAUUCGUACAUAGGCUCAUAUAAAAAUCAGGAGGGUAGAAUAUUGUUCAUUUCGUUAUUUUUUUACAGAAAGAAGUUGUUUUUUUCUUGUGUUCAAGGAAUAUCCAUUUUUACUUUCCAUACAGUACAUUGAUGCGUUCGUAUUCUCCAUGUUUAUUGUUAGACUAAUGGCAAAUCUUACAUCAGAUUAAGUAUUAUAAGUUAACGAUGCCGGGAAGGCUCGACAGUUUUUGGCACCGUACAUAAACGGUUAUGAUAUAGAAACAUAUCCAAAAAACUUCUAUUCUUUCUAAUGCAUAUAUCACAGAUUUAUUAUAGUUCUCUUAGGGAAAAAAUGUGUUCUUAUUUUGCAGACUGCUUUUUAUGUGUGAAUUUAAUGCUUCUUUCCUAAUAUAUUUCGCCCCACUUUGUUAAACCGCUAACAAAUCCAUUCAUUACUAAAAAAAGAAUUACAAACACCGAGGGCUUGGUGCGAAACUAUUUUAACUCCUUAAUUUCAUACGAGUUACAACCGAUUCACACUAAGCCCUUGAAAUGCUGCGUGAAUGUUGCUUUGUCUUGAUACAAAUACAUGUAUAGUAUAUAAAAUAUAUGCAAAUGAAUAUGCAUAUAUUCCAACAGCUGUGUUGCAUUUUGUUUUGUGUAUUGUUUAUAGUGACAGAGUGGUUGUUUUGUAAAUAUUUGCUUGUCAUUUUCGUUGAAAAUAUGUGAUCAUUGAGGAAUGAAAGUUUAUAAGGUACCAGAGUUUCUGUCCACUGGUGCAAAACAAACAGAGAGUGAAAGGUACAUUUACAGUCCUGUGUGUUAAUGAUAUUAGAUAUUAAUAUGAUAUUUUGUAAGUUAUAAUCAAAAUAUAAUUUAUAUUUUCA